Messenger RNA from Cinara cedri, 2336 nucleotides. Lineage: Eukaryota; Metazoa; Arthropoda; Insecta; Hemiptera; Aphididae. The record is from the annotation of a GenBank genome assembly.
AUGGCUGGGGCCGGUGGCCGCCAACAGGCCGCCGCCGCCGUCGCACCCGACGUCUCCGCCGCAUCCGCGUUAUUGUCCCAACAGCAGCACGCGCCCCCCGAUUACACGUCGGUGGCCAUCGAGAAGCUACUCCAUUCCAUAUGGGACACCAAAGUCAACGACAUCAUGGCCGCCAUAAACCAUUUGGGUUUGGUCUAAGUACACAAUGCGCGUGUCUGUCAAAUUUUGUAUAGUGUCGCGUACUGGAAAGCGCAUUCGAUUAUGACGGCGCGUCCGGCGACAGCGGCAAAAGUAUAUAAAUAUUUUCUUCUAUUUGCAUCUGCAGUUUAAUUGAUACUAUAAUAUUACGUUUGUGGUUUGUUUAAAAUCCCCCUACCCCCCCCCCCCAAAAAAAUAAAAAAAUUACAAAAAUACAAAAAAAAAAAAAUUAUUUAAUAAUAAUCAUUAAUUUGUAAGAUUUGAAAAUAUAGUACGUGCCGUACUUACCUGUAGGUAGGUAUUUAUUUAUUAUUUAUACAGCGAUUUUCGAAAAAAAAGACAUAACUAUAUAGUGUAGGUACUUUCUCGAUGUGUUAUAAUAUAAUUAUUACUUUUAUUUCCUCAUAAAUAUAAAUACGUUAAAACAUUUUGUACAGCGAUCCCCGUUUGAUGAAAAAAAAACCAAAAAAAAAAAAAACAUUAUUAAUUUGUAAGUAUCGACUAUGUAUAGUUCGUAGCGCGCGUGACGAUUAAAAUCGGGAACCCUUCUCGGCUGCAUGUCCGAAUUGUAAAAUAUUAUUCCUACUGUUGUAUUAUUAGCCGACCACGAGAUCGCGCUUUAUCGCAUUUAGAGUGUAUCCACCAUAAAACACGUUCCCAAUUACGUCGUCAUCGCGUGCUCGGCCCAAACACGACUUCUUUCAUUUUUCUGUAUCCCAUCCAUCCCUCGCCCCCCCCCGCCCACCCCCAUUCUUCUAUUACUUUCCGCGUGUAAAAAAACGGCGAGGUGAUAUAAGUUACACGUUGAAAAAAAAAGGUCGCGCGGACGGUAUACGGGAAUUUUUUUUUUUUUUUUUUUUUGGUUUUACGCGGCGUGUGUGUGAUAUUAUUAAUUAUUAUUCUGGUUAUGAGGUCGACUACUGGUAGUCCGGUAGUCGACUUUCAGCGAGUUUUAUAAUAUUUUAUCAAUAUGUAUAUUGUAUAUGUCAUAUUAUUAUUAUUAUUCUUAGAACAACUGCAGUACAACAUAAUAAUAUAACAUUAUUAUUAAAUACGUAGAGUACAAUAUUUAAAGUAAUUAUUAUUAUUAAUCAAUUAAUAUUUGAGCGGUAAAAAUACUAUAAUAAGUGUGAAAUACAAGAAGAAAAAAAAAAAAAAAAAAAAAUGUUUUACAAAUAUAUUGUUUAGGUAUCACGUGCAUCAUUUCGUCGUCGUGUGCACGAACGGACGAACAAUUUUCACGGUGUCGUGCCGGUAUUUGUCGCGUGCGAUGGCCGGACCGUGGUGGAUAAUUAUAAAAAUAAAAAAAAAAAAAAAAAAAAAAAAAAACAAAACAACUAUGAAUUGGUAUCGCAGUGGCCGGUCCGCGUGAGUGUUUUUGGAAACUCGGUAGCCAAGAGGGCGAAAAGUAAAUCGUACCGUAAAACACGUCUGUCUGUGCCGUGAAUGUGAUAUUACGACGCGAUAACAGUGCAUACGGAGGGGCACGGGGGGAACGCCGGACGGGUUCGGGGCACGGUUAUUGUGCGAUCGCAAUACUGCGGGCAAUUCGAAAUCUUGACCGACCGCGGGAUGGGAUACAUUCGCCAACACGAUCGAGACCAUUUAGCGGUUUUCUUUUAACUCCGGAGAAACAACAAUAACUUUAAAACCGUGUUUCCGGAUAUAUUUUCAUAAUAUUGCGAUUUAUUUGGGCUCCUAUAUACACGCGCACACACACACACACACACACACACACAAACGCUCGUUAAUAACAUAAAUCGUUUCUUAAUAUCGUGGCUAUAGUAGACUACAAUCAGUCGACGGACAGAAUUUCCACCGCGAAAACAGCUAUACGGCGGACUGUAAAAUCGAGCCCACCCCCUUCCCCUCCCCUCCCCCCACCAAACAUCCCACUCCCACUAGUGCGUACGAACGAAAGCCAUCCGUAGUUGUUGUUUUUUCAAUUGUCUACCCGGGUCGGGCACGCGCGUGUACAUUACGAUAUUUUAUAUAAAACAUAAUAUAAUCGUGUAUUAUUAUAUUAUUAAUUCUUGCUCUAUAAUGCUCAAUUACGCGGCUACCUCUUGUUUUUUUUUUUUUUUUGUUUUUUUUUGUUGUUUACCAAACGUUUACCUGUUAUGUCGAUUAAACUUCAC